Molecule: messenger RNA, 2238 nt
Organism: Hippocampus comes (tiger tail seahorse)
Lineage: Eukaryota; Metazoa; Chordata; Actinopteri; Syngnathiformes; Syngnathidae
Gene: xkrx
Product: XK related X-linked
Exons: 3
Coding region: 467-1906 (479 amino acids)
Cellular component (GO): membrane
Source: RefSeq, a predicted model, not a curated record
GCCAGCUUGCAUGCUCUUUUAUCCACAACCACCAGCCACGGAGGUGCGUACCAUGAAACAGCUGAAAACACAUGCAGCCACAAUCAUGCCAAGUGCCGCCGCCACAAAGUCACUGUCACAUGGCCCAAAUGAUGCACGAGGCAGGAAAGAAGACCUUUGGAGGUUUUAACGAUGAUUGAGUUGACGACGUGACGAGGCGGAACUUCCACGCCGACGGACCGAGCGAGCGAACGGCACCGACGCCGGCUGCGGAACGAACCCACUGCUGCUUACCAGGCCUUUCCUCUGGAUAACAUUGUAUCAAAACUUGAUGUUUUUAUUGCUUUGAACGCAGGAAAGAACAAUGGUGGCAGGUUGGAGAGCUGGAGCCGACUUAUACGUGGAAAUACGUUUUUUUUUUCAUUUAAAUAAGCUUGUCCCCUGGGUGGUUAAAGCCUGAAAAAAGUUUGACUUUGUUGCUGUCGCCAUGGAGGAGCAAGAGAGGGAGAUUUCUUACGCCGACCCCCCGGCGUCGGACAGCGAGGUUGUGGUCGUGGUGAAUCCGAGUCGAGUGCGCCCUCCGCUGGGCGUGGUGCUCGCCACGGUGCUGUACUGCGCCGAGCUGCUUAACGCCGCCGUGCUGUGCAGCAGCUACCACCGCACGGACGACGAGCACUGGCUGGGAUUCACCAUCACCUUCAUGCUCCUGCCGGCCGUGCUCAUCCAGAUGACCCUCAUCUUCAUCCACAGGGAUGUGGGCCGAGACCGGCCACUGGUCCUCCUGCUGCACCUGCUGCUCCUUGGGCCUAUUAUCAGGUGUUUCGAUGCCCUGAUGGUGUACUUCCAAGCUGGCAGGAAGGAAGAGCCUUACGUGACAAUCACCAGGAAGAUUUACUUGAAGAGGGGCCAGGGCACACGCACCGAGUGCGAAGUCAGCCGCUCGGAGCGCAUCCUGGCCACACACAGGAACGCCUUCAAACGCACCACCGUUAUCCAGGCUUUCCUGGGCUCCACGCCGCAGCUCACGCUCCAGCUGUACGCCACCAUCCAGGAGAAGUACAUCCUCCCCAUCCGAUUGACUCUGAUGAUCAUCACCAAGAUCUCCAUCAUAUACGGGGCCCUGGUGUGCAGCGUCCUGGCCAUCCAGAUCCGCUACGACGACUACAAGGUGCGCUUCCGCCCGUCCGCCUACCUGUGCAUGAUCCUGUGGCGGGGCCUGGAAAUCACCACGCGCAUCACCGCCCUGGUACUCAUGAGCACGGCGCUCACCCAUUGGGUGAUCCUAGUGGGCAUGGCCAACCUGAUCUUCUUCUUCUUCCUGCCCUGGGCUGAGUUCUGGGCCAAGAAGGGCUCGCUGGCCAAGGACGUGGAGAAGAACUUCUCCAAGCUGGGGACGGUGGUAGUCUUGUGCUUGUUCACACUGCUCUACGCAUGCAUCAACGUCUUCUGCUGGUCGGCCGUGCAGCUGGACCUCAGCCACGGCGAGCUCAUCGACCGCAAGCAGCGCUGGGACCGACUGGCCAUUUACUACAGCGCCCGCUUUGUGGAGAACCUGCUCCUCAUCACAUUGUGGUACUUCUUCAAAUCGGACUUCUACGAGUAUGUGUGCGCGCCGCUGCUCGCAAUCCAGCUGCUCAUCUGCUACAGCCUGGCCGUGCUCUUCAUGCUACUCUUCUAUGAGUUCUUCCACCCGUGCCGCAGCCUCUUCCGGCAAAAUGUCCACGACUGCCUGCGUCGCAUCUGCUGCUGCAGAGGAACAGGCCAGGACCAGAGGCAUACGAGGAAGAUGGCCCCGUCCUACUCCACUGCCGCCACCAUGGUGCUGAUGCCCGAUGAGCCCCAAGAGCCACUUGACCCGCAGAACCUCAACAGUGACACGGAUCAGCAGGAGACAGCCAUACUGGACGACAUCACGCAAUAUGCCUGAGAUCGCAAUAGUAGGAACACCCGCAUCAUCUGGCAGCAGUGAUUUCCAACCAAUGUUCCGGCUAAAUCAGUGAGCCGUGUUGUGACCACUUUAUCAGCUUUGCCGCAACAAAAGAUCCCAUUUCACUUAAAUUCUCUGAAAAUUAUUUUUUAUGACAAAUGUUGUCUUUGUUAAUCUAUCUGUGCCAGUGACGUUUAGUGACAGGUGGAACAAUUCCAUAAUCUUCCAUACAGUGGUGCCCUGAUGUUUAAUUUAUUCUGUGACCACACUCGUAACUCAAAAUUUUCCUACUGAAAUGAAUGGAAAUACCAUUAGUUAUAGCCCCCCCCCCC